GCCUGAUCCUGCGUAUUGCAGGCUGCGAUUUUUUUUGGUCUUGGCUAGAAGGGUGCAUGCAGAGGAGCCUGCCGUAUCUAUCGAGGUACACAUUAUCUAGAGCACUAUACAGUCGUAUUGUUGGGUCGAGGUCACUGCACUCCAGUAAGACUGCAAUGUCAGAAGCAGCUACAUCAUCUACCCCUUCACUUAUCGUGUCCGGAUCUUCCGAACGCGGUCAAGGUAAAGGCAAGCCUCGGGGUGGCGGUGGCGGAGGUUCUUCGAAACUGCGUGGUCUAGAGAAGGACUCUCCUGCUGUACGACUCUCAAAGACCCUGUCUUACAUCCUGCGUCACGGCGCGCAAAAGGAAGGGAUACCCAUACGCCCGGACGGCUAUGUGAAGGUUGAUGAUCUGCUCGCCAACAACCGCCUCAAAUCCCAAGCCGUCACGCUGGAAAUGAUACAGCAAAUAGUGAAGGACGACGUGAAACAGCGCUAUGACUUGGUCCUCGAACAGCCAAGUACAUGGUUGAUCAAGGCGAACCAAGGGCAUUCAUUACAGACCGUCAAGCUCGAGCUAAAGCCCAUACUGUCGCGCGCAGAUAUACCGACAGGCGUCACCGUGCAUGGAACUAUGAACCAUGCAUGGCAAUCAAUAUCGAAACAAGGCCUCUCAAAAAUGAAGCGCAACCAUAUCCACCUUGCGCAGGGGAAGGGCGGCAAGGAUGUAAUCAGCGGCAUGCGCCGGUCGUCCGAGGUAUUUAUCUUCGUCGACGUUGACCGCGCGAUUGCCGCUGGGAUCAAGUUCGAACUGUCGGAUAAUGGUGUGGUGUUGACGGAAGGUGACGAGCGGGGGUUCUUGCCUGUGCGAUUCUUCCAGAAGGUGGAGGAUGCGCAAGGGCAACCAUUGCCCGGCUGGUCGGAGGAGGAGUGUGCGCAGAGGGCGAAGGCAGCUGAGGCGCAAUCAAAGUAACUCGUGAUUUUUUUGCACAUCCUCGUUGCGGUGUUCUGAA
Schizophyllum commune H4-8 is the source of this 993-nucleotide messenger RNA. RefSeq lists its product as uncharacterized. The coding region runs from base 156 to 953 and encodes 265 amino acids. Gene Ontology annotation, biological process: tRNA splicing, via endonucleolytic cleavage and ligation. Lineage: Eukaryota; Fungi; Basidiomycota; Agaricomycetes; Agaricales; Schizophyllaceae. Gene Ontology annotation, molecular function: tRNA 2'-phosphotransferase activity. The record is from RefSeq and is a predicted model, not a curated record. The transcript has 5 exons.